Messenger RNA from Ochotona curzoniae (black-lipped pika), 1030 nucleotides. RefSeq names its product membrane-spanning 4-domains subfamily A member 5-like. Bases 86 to 685 code for a protein of 199 amino acids. The transcript has 5 exons. The record is from RefSeq and is a predicted model, not a curated record. NCBI's taxonomy places the organism in Eukaryota, Metazoa, Chordata, Mammalia, Lagomorpha, Ochotonidae. Gene Ontology annotation, cellular component: plasma membrane. Gene Ontology annotation, biological process: cell surface receptor signaling pathway.
UCCAGAGAGCCUUGGGACAGGAAAACAACAUGGUCUAGACUGAAGAAUUCAUUUCCCUCCAUUUCAGAAUACCAACUACACCACCAUGGCGUCAAGAGAGACACACAGUCCUGUGUUUCUGGUAUUUCCUCCAGAGAUCAAUGUCCCGGAUUAUCAGCCAACAGGCAUGACUGCUACAUCUUAUGAAUCCCAAAGCACUCUGGAGAAACUACUAGUUGCAAAAAUGAAAGUCUCAGGGACUCUCCAGAUCCUGUUUGGAAUUAUGAUCUUUUCAUUUGGGAUGAUUUUCCAUUUCUCCUUUGUAAAUCCAUAUCCAAGGUUUCCCUUUAUAUUUAUUUCAGGAUAUCCAGUCUGGGGUCCUAUUUUUUUCAUUAGUUCUGGAGCGUUGCUAAUUUCACUAAAGAGAAAAAUGACAAGACCUUUGAUAAAGGCCGGCCAAAUACUGAAUUCUCUUAGUGCCCUGGGAGCAGCAUCUGGAAUCGUUCUCCUCAUAUUUGGCUUUCUUAUAGACCAAAACUACAUCUGUGGCUAUGUUGCAAAAAACGAUGAAUGUGAUGGUACUACUGUGCUAUUCAUUGGAAUCUUGAUUAUGUUGAUGAUCUUCACCAUUAUUGAAUUCUUCAUUUCUCUGUCCUUCUCAAUUUUGGUGUACCACCCAGAUGAUGAGUGUGACGAAACUUGUUGAACAGCAUCGUGAGAAUAAAGAUGUGUUAUAAUCUUAUUUAAAGGAACACAGAAUCCUAAGGAUGGCAACUCCCUGAGUAAAGGGGAGUAACUAAGACAGGCAGAUCUGGGGACAUUUUAGCUGAUAAAACAUGCUCUGUCAUCUGGCUGCACCGUCUCCCCUCGUUCCCAGAUGGAAUCGUCCACUUGGUGUCAUUGCUUCUGUUCGUAAUGCCUCCUCACAGAGCGGCAAUGUGGUGAUCGUUCCUUACCAAGAUCAACCCAAGGUCACGCGCACCUAAUUUCUCUGGCUUACGGAAUUACUGCUGACCUCCGAUAAGAGACUAAAUACAGGCCAUAGCUGUGU